AUGGAAUAUGCACAAAAACUUUUUGGAAAAAAGAUUAGCCCGGAUGAAAUGCGGGAUAUUAGAACACAACAACGCGUACUUGAACGUCAAAUAAAGGAAUUUGGUGAUGUAGAAAAAAAAACUACAAGUCUUUUAAAGCAAAACGCAAAAAAAAAUGAUGCGAAUGCCUGUAAAAUUUUUGCGAAAGAACUGGCCGGUAUCAUGGAUGAAAUGAUAGAAGACACAUUUGAAUCAUUUGAAGAUAGUGACAUUGAAGAGGAGGCAGAGGAAGAAGUCAAUAAAGUUCUUUUUGAACUCACUGAUGUCGGUGCUCCAUUAGAUGUAACUACAAUUUUUGUUAUAUUAUUGUGUUCCGUUUCAUUUACUGUUGUAACUAUUUAUGUUAAUAAAUUUUUGCGAUUGAAAUUACAGCUUAACGUUGAAGAGGAAGAGGAAGAACCGGAACUUAACGAAAUGCAAGCCAGGCUACAAGCAUUAAAAUCGUGA
This is a messenger RNA of Racocetra fulgida, 486 nucleotides long. The record is from the annotation of a GenBank genome assembly. NCBI's taxonomy places the organism in Eukaryota, Fungi, Glomeromycota, Glomeromycetes, Diversisporales, Gigasporaceae.